Molecule: messenger RNA, 2114 nt
Organism: Acromyrmex echinatior (Panamanian leafcutter ant)
Lineage: Eukaryota; Metazoa; Arthropoda; Insecta; Hymenoptera; Formicidae
Gene: dib
Product: Cytochrome P450 302a1, mitochondrial
Molecular function (GO): iron ion binding; oxidoreductase activity, acting on paired donors, with incorporation or reduction of molecular oxygen; monooxygenase activity
Source: RefSeq, a predicted model, not a curated record
CAGCAUUCUUCAAUUACCUGCGAGUCCUUGGAGCCUUUUUUAUACCGUUGAAAAUUUGCCCAGAGUUGACGAUCUUUAAUAGAAUCUCGUCAGUGAUAGGGGUCUGGAAGAAGAAGAAGAAGAAUCUGAUUCUGUUAUUAUCGAAAAUGUCCGGUUGCUGUGUUGAAAAUUGCAAAACCGCAGCGAAAGAGGUUGAAGUUUUGAAUAACCGCGCGUAAUGGAGCCAAAAUGGCAGCAGUUCGUGGUACUUUGUUAAUCUAAUGACUUUAGAUGUGGAGGAACGAAAAUGACAUCUCGAUUGAACUAAUUCAGAUGACUACUUUUGACCACGCUUUUUGAUGGCCUCGUCUAUAACAAGAAUAUCGAAUGGCUGGUAAGAAAGGCGGAGAACAGGGAGAAUGCAAGGUUCAAAAUCGAUCGAGAGCUCAAGCAGUCUGCACAGAUUCUAAAACCUGUUUCUCUGGUGUACUGUUUACACUUAUAAGAAGUCUCGUAUAAAAACAAAAGUCUGUAAUUUGACGAUAAAACAUCAAUACGAAGUAUAUAUACGUAUAAAAUUUAUAAUGUACGCACGAGUGAAACUAUGUGAAAAAAAAGGAAUGAUAAAGAAAUUAUGUGCUCGAGUGUGCUCGAAUAAUCCGUAUCAGAUUGACAGUGCUAAACCCAAGCCUUUCGAAAACAUUCCAGGGCCAAGAUCCUUACCCGUUAUUGGAACGCUGUACAAAUAUGUGCCUUUCAUCGGUGAAUACAAUUUCACAAAGCUGCAUGCGAAUGGCUUAUUGAAAUUAAAACGAUAUGGACCCCUGGUGCGUGAGGAAAUAGUACCAGGUCAGCCAAUCGUAUGGGUAUUCCGACCAGAAGAUAUCGCAGAAAUUUUCAAAGCUGAAACGGGUCUGCAUCCUAAGAGAAGAUCGCAUUUGGCUCUUCUCAAGUAUCGAAAGGACAGAACUAAUGUCUACAACAGUGGGGGUCUUUUACCCACAAAUGGCACCGAGUGGUGGAGGCUACGUCGCGAAUUUCAGAAGGUCCUUAGCAAACCACGCAAUGUUGUCGAUUAUCUGGAGGAUACUGACGCAGUUGUUCAAGAGUUCGUGCGGAUCUGCUCCCGCGAAAAAACAAACGAUUUCUUACCUUUAUUCUCACAUCUUUUUCUCGAACUGAUUUGCCUCGUGGCUUUUGAUGUAAAAAUGGGAAGUUUAUCGGAAGAAGAAAAACAUCCAUAUUCUAGAAGUUCAAGGCUGGUCGAAGCAGCUCUUACGACAAACAGUGCAAUAUUAAAAUUAGAUAACGGCCCAAUGUUUUGGCGAUUUUUUGAAACACCAUUAUAUCGAAAAUUACGUAAGGCGCAGAAUUAUAUGGAGGAAAUAGCGUUGCAAAUGGUUACUCAGAGAAAUCAAGAUGCAUCAAUAUGUCGAAAACAGUCUCUUCUCAAAGAAUAUUUCAAAAAUGAGACUUUAGACAUCAAAGAUAUCGUGGGAAUGGCAUGUGAUACGUUGCUCGCUGGCAUAGAUACUACGACAUACAGUCUGUCAUACGCCUUAUAUCACCUUGCAAGAAAUACAAAUGUACAAGAAAAACUGAGAUUAGAGGCUGCGACUUUGUUAACGGAUCCUAUGUCUCCUAUAACGGCAGAAAUCCUAAGGAACGCUACAUAUACUAAAGCUGUACUAAAAGAAACUUUCAGGCUAAAUCCUCUCUCUGUAGGAAUAGGUCGUAUCCUGCAAACUGAUGUAGUUCUAAGCGGAUAUCAUAUUCCCAAAGAAACUGUAGUUGUGACACAAAAUCAAGUGAUUUGUCGACUUCCCGAGUAUUUCGACGAACCAAAUUCAUUCAGACCAGAGAGAUGGUUACGUGAUAACGAUGUAACCAAGCUAAAAGAAAAAUUUAUCAACCCAUAUACUGUAUUGCCUUUCGGCCAUGGUCCGCGAUCGUGCAUUGCAAGACGAUUCGCUGAACAAAAUUUACAAAUUACUUUACUCCGGAUCUGCAGAAACCUGCGGUUUACAUGGGGUGGGGACUCUCUUGGUUCGGUUUCAUUACUAAUCAAUAAACCUGACGGACCUAUUAAAUUGAGAUUUGAAAAUCUACAUGCAUAGAAGAAAUAAGUCAUUGAG